Salvia splendens (bonfire salvia) is the source of this 2206-nucleotide messenger RNA. Its product is annotated as calcium-dependent protein kinase 10. The coding region runs from base 180 to 1817 and encodes 545 amino acids. Gene Ontology annotation, biological process: protein phosphorylation. Gene Ontology annotation, molecular function: calcium ion binding; protein kinase activity; ATP binding. The record is from RefSeq and is a predicted model, not a curated record. NCBI's taxonomy places the organism in Eukaryota, Viridiplantae, Streptophyta, Magnoliopsida, Lamiales, Lamiaceae. The transcript has 7 exons.
AUUAAAACUUCUUUUUCAAACACCAAAACUUUUCCUCCAAAAUUGACCCCGCGUUUUCUCAUCUCUCUCCCAACUAAACCACCUUUUCUCCUUCCUCCGCCUUCUCCAAUCUCCACCACCGCGGCGGCUCCUCUCCUCCUACCACCGUUCAAAAAUCCAGCACCUCACAACACUCCUCCAUGGGGAAUUGCAACGCUUGCAUCCGCCCGCCCGAGUCCGACCCCUCCAAUUCAAACCCCCAAACCCCCAAAAAGCCCCGCAAAAACCACCACGGCGAGCACUCCCCCAACCCCUACGCCCGCUCCCCGGCCCCGAUCCGCGUGCUCAAGCACCUCGCGCCGCGCGCGCCGCGCAUCUCCGACAAGUACGUCCUCGGCCGCGAGCUCGGCCGCGGCGAGUUCGGGAUCACCUACCUCUGCACCGACCGCGACACGGGCGAGGCGCUCGCGUGCAAGUCGAUCUCGAAGAGGAAGCUCCGCACCGCCGUCGACGUCGAGGACGUCCGCCGCGAGGUCGAGAUCAUGUCCAGCCUCCCCGAGCACGCCAACGUCGUGAGGUUGCGCGCCGCCUACGAGGACGCCGAGGCCGUGCACCUCGUCAUGGAGCUCUGCGAGGGCGGGGAGCUCUUCGACCGGAUCGUGGCGCGCGGCCACUACAGCGAGAGGGCCGCCGCCGCCGUGGCGAGGACCGUCGCCGAGGUCGUCCGGAUGUGCCACCACAACGGCGUUAUGCAUCGGGAUUUGAAGCCGGAGAAUUUCCUUUUCGCGAAUAAGAAGGAGAAUUCGGCGCUCAAAGUCAUCGAUUUCGGAUUGUCGGUGUUCUUCAAGCCUGGUGAAAGGUUUUCUGAAAUUGUGGGGAGUCCGUAUUAUAUGGCGCCGGAGGUGUUGAAGCGAAACUAUGGACCCGAAGUAGAUAUAUGGAGUGCUGGAGUGAUUCUGUACAUUCUCUUGUGUGGCGUUCCUCCGUUUUGGGCCGAAAGCGAGCAAGGUGUGGCGCUUGCGAUUUUGAGAGGAGUGAUUGAUUUCAAGAGGGAGCCAUGGCCACAGGUUUCCGAAAGUGCAAAAAGCCUUGUUAGGCAAAUGCUGGAGCCAGACAUCGAAAAGCGUUUGACAGCCCAGCAGGUUCUCGAUCAUCCAUGGAUACAAAAUGCGAAAAAGGCUCCAAACGUACCGUUGGGAGAUAUUGUGAGAGCAAGACUCAAGCAAUUUUCUGGCAUGAAUAGAUUCAAGAAGAAAGCAUUGAGAGUAAUCGCGGAACAUUUGUCUGUUGAAGAGGUCGAAAUAAUUAGAGAUAUGUUCGCCUUGAUGGAUACUGACAACGACGGGAAGAUAACAUUUGAGGAACUAAAAGCUGGUAUGAGGAAAGUGGGUUCUCAGCUUGCAGAUCCUGAGAUAAGGCUGCUGAUGGAUGUGGCUGAUGUUGAUGGGAACGGUGUGUUGGACUACGGAGAGUUUGUGGCCGUCACAAUCCACCUACAGAGGAUGGAGAACGAGGGGCAUUUCCGCAAGGCAUUUACAUUCUUCGACAAAGAUGAGAGUGGGUACAUAGAGCUAGACGAGCUACGAGAAGCUUUAGUGGGCGAUUCAGGCGAACCCGAACUUGAUGUCCUCAAUGACAUCAUGCGCGAUGUUGAUACCGACAAGGAUGGGCGAAUUAGCUACGACGAGUUUGUGGCAAUGAUGAAAACGGGGACAGACUGGAGAAAGGCGUCGCGACAGUAUUCAAGAGAGAGGUUCAAAAGCUUGAGCUUAAACUUGAUGAAAGACGGCUCUCUUCAUCUCCAAGAUGGUUUUACAGGUCAAACGGUUGUGGUUUAACAUUUUCAGUUCUUGUAUAUUUUCGAUUUCUGCCUUUAGCUGGAAAGAAACCGGUUUUAUCUUUCGAAAACUCGAGGCUUCAGAAAGUGGAGGAGCUUCUAAGGGCGAAGUCUCGUUGCGAUUCUGAAUUCUCUAUAUGCAAUGCUCCGUUGGUUGGAAAUGAUUUUCAUAGACGAGCAGAGGACUCUCGGGGAUGAUGUGAGUUAGUGAGUGCUAAUUCUUUUGUUCAUAAGGCUUUAAAGGUAAGGAGGUACCCUGGCCUUGUUUGUGCUGUAUAUUUUUGCAAUCUCUCUCUCCUAAGCACCAAAAACGGUGAAUUGAACUAUAUCAACUUACCACAAUGUUCAUGUUCAAGAGCAUCAUAAAUUCAAGUAAAUUAUAAAUAAAAA